Molecule: messenger RNA, 1704 nt
Organism: Aureobasidium subglaciale EXF-2481
Lineage: Eukaryota; Fungi; Ascomycota; Dothideomycetes; Dothideales; Saccotheciaceae
Exons: 3
Coding region: 1-1704 (567 amino acids)
Biological process (GO): L-threonine biosynthetic process
Molecular function (GO): threonine synthase activity; pyridoxal phosphate binding
Source: RefSeq, a predicted model, not a curated record
AUGUCAUCGCAUACCGCAUCCCAGCGCUACUUGAGCACAAGAGGAGGCUCUUACGACCUGUCAUUCGAAGACGUCGUACUCAAAGGUCUCGCCGCAGACGGUGGUCUGUUUAUCCCUGAAGAAAUUCCCGCUCUGCCUUCAGACUGGCAAUCAAAAUGGCGCAACCUUUCGUUCCAAGAGCUCGCUUUCGAGAUCUUCAGCCUUUACAUCUCUGAUAGUGAGAUCCCCUCCGCCGACCUCAAAGAUAUCAUCCACCGCAGUUACGCGACAUUCCGCGCCAAAGAUGUCACACCCGUCGUGACUCUUGACAAGAGCAAGAACCUACACUUGAUGGAGUUGUUCCAUGGACCUACAUUUGCUUUCAAGGACGUUGCUUUGCAAUUCGUUGGUAACUUGUUCGAGUACUUCCUUGUGCGCAUGAACAAGGGCAAGGAGGGCACCGACAGACAACAUUUGACCGUGGUCGGUGCUACCAGUGGAGACACUGGAUCUGCUGCCAUCUACGGUCUGCGCGGCAAGAAGGAUGUAUCAGUCUUCAUCAUGCACCCUAAGGGCAAGGUCAGCCCUGUUCAGGAGGCUCAGAUGACCACAGUCCUUGAUGCUAAUGUUCACAACUUGGCUGUUGACGGCACUUUCGACGACUGCCAGGACUUCGUCAAGGCUCUCUUCGGUGACGCCGACAUGAACAGCACCCACCGCCUCGCCGCUGUCAACUCGAUCAACUGGGCCCGUAUCCUCGCUCAAAUUACCUACUACUUCCAAUCAUACUUCACCCUUGCCCGCUCUCUCGAUACCGCCAACCCUACCGUCCGCUUUGUCGUCCCUACCGGCAACUUCGGUGAUAUUCUUGCUGGAUACUUCGCUAAGCGCAUGGGUCUGCCUGCCGACAAGCUCAUCAUUGCUACAAAUGAGAACGACAUCUUGCACCGUUUCUGGCGCAGUGGUCACUACGAGAAGAAGCCUGUUCACGGUCGCGAGGCUGAAGGUGGCUUCGAGCACGACGGAGCAAAGGCGCACUCAGACGGAGUUAAGGAGACACUGGCACCUGCCAUGGAUAUCUUGGUCAGCAGCAACUUCGAGCGCCUGCUGUGGUACCUGUCAUAUCGCGUCAACAGUAGCGACGACGUCACCGAACGUCGCAAGGCUGCUGGUGCCCAAGUCAAUACUUGGCUGCAGGCACUUAAGACCGAUGGCGGUUUCGGAGUCGAGAAGGCCAUCCUCGAUGCCGCACACGAGGACUUCGAGUCCGAGCGUGUCUCUGACAAGCAGACCAUCGACCAGAUCACCGAGACCUAUGCUUCAGGUAACGGCAUGACACCCGUCGGUGAGAACAGCGGUGCCUACGCUACGCAAGGUACUGUUCACCAGGGCAAGUACAUCCUUGACCCUCACAGUGCCAUUGGUAUCGCUGCUUCUCUGCGCUCUAUCCAGCGCGCACCCAACGCUCACCACAUCGCUCUUGCGACUGCUCACCCCGCCAAGUUCUCAUCUGCAGUUGAGCAAGCGCUCAACGACCAAGAAGGCUUCAGCUUUGCGGCUGUUCAACCCGAGCAGUUCGUCGGCCUCGAGCAACAGCCUCGUCGUGUUACCAUCGUCAAGAACGGUGCUGGCUGGCAAGACGUCAGAGAGAUUGUCCGCGAGGAGGUGCAGCUCGAGAUGGAGGGUAAGGCCAGCAGCGGUCCCGGCGAGAUUAUCAAGGGUUAG